Molecule: messenger RNA, 1161 nt
Organism: Insectozyma verbasci
Lineage: Eukaryota; Fungi; Ascomycota; Pichiomycetes; Serinales; Debaryomycetaceae
Source: the annotation of a GenBank genome assembly
AUGGAUUCACCACCAAUUUUAUUUUCUUAUACGACUACUUUAAAAGAUAACACAACAAAAGUAACUAUAUAUCCAAUAUUAUCUAUUGAUAUAGUACCAAAUUCUUUGUUUGAAUUUCUUUGUGAUGAAUAUAAUUUGGAAAUUGAACGUGGGGAAACAUUACCACACUUUGAAACAUUAUCAAUGAAACAAUUUAUACGUCACUGGUUUGAUAAAUCAGUAGUUGGUAUCAUGAUAUUAGGAGAAAAUCCAAUUACAAAUCAUAAACAUCGAAUAUGGGAACAAGAAUGUUUAGGUAUAUUUAAUAUUAAACCUAAUUUUCCAGGGAAAAGAUGUUCUCACAUUUGUAGUGGUGAAUUUUUAGUAAAUGCUGGUAUUAGAGGCAAAGGAAUUGGUAAGAUUUUAACCAAUGUUUUUUUAUUUUGGAGUUCUCAUUUAGGUUAUGAAAGUUGUAUAUUAAAUCAAGUUUUUGAAACAAAUGUAUCAGCUAGAAAAUUAUGGGAAUCAGGAGCAUUUAAUUUCAAAAGGGUCGGAAAAAUUGCUAAAUCAGUGUAUUUGAAAAAUUAUGACGAUCCAGUAGAUACAAUAAUUUAUGGUAAGAACUUAAAGGAAGAAGAGGAGCCACAAGAUAAACAAGGUGCUACGAAUAUAGAUAAUUCCAGUGUUAGAUUUGAUAAAAUUAAACAUUAUUUACAAACUGGAAAAUAUCAUAAAGAUGCAACACGUCAAGAGAAGUCAAGAUUACGAUCUUCUUCAUCGCAUUAUUCAAUAAUGGAUAAUAAACUAUACAUGAAAGGUAAAGAGGUUAUAUCUAAUCCAGCUAAACAAUUGGAAAUUUGUCAAAUUUUACAUGAAAAAAAUGGUCAUUGUGGGAUAAAUAGAUGUACUUCCUUAGUCAGUGAACAUUAUCAUUGGAUGAGAAUUAAGGAUUCUGUUACUUUUUGUAUCAAAAAUUGUAAACUUUGUAAGAUAAAUGAAAAACAAGUAGCAGCUCGUAUAAUUCAACCAGUUUUAAAAAGGGCAAGGUUAAAUGAAAAUUUACAACAGGUUAUACAACAGGCCCAACAAAAUUUAACUUACGCUGACGCUGCUGCUACUGCUUUAAAAGAUUAUAAACAAACAGAUAUGACAACUCAUGUGCAAUCUUAUUUGGAUGAAUAG